Messenger RNA from Coregonus clupeaformis (lake whitefish), 933 nucleotides. Its product is annotated as ankyrin repeat domain-containing protein 24-like. The transcript is spliced from 2 exons. The annotation marks the transcript as partial. The record is from RefSeq and is a predicted model, not a curated record. NCBI's taxonomy places the organism in Eukaryota, Metazoa, Chordata, Actinopteri, Salmoniformes, Salmonidae.
UCCAGCGGUGUGAAGGCCAGCGGUGUGAAGGCCAGCGGUGUGAAGGCCAGCGGUGUGAAGGCCAGCGGUGUGAAGGCCAGCGGUGUUGAGGCCAGCGGUGUGAAGGCCAGCGGUGUGAAGGCCAGCGGUGUGAAGGCCAGCGGUGUGAAGGCCAGCGGUGUGGAGGCCAGCGGUGUGAAGGCCAGCGGUGUGAAGGCCAGCGGUAUGGAGGCCAGCGGUGUGAAGGCCAGCGGUGUGAAGGCCAGCGGUGUGAAGGCCAGCGGGGUGGAGGCCAGCGGUGUGAAGGCCAGCGGUGUGAAGGCCAGCGGGGUGGAGGCCAGCGGUGUGAAGGCCAGCGGUGUGAAGGCCAGCGGUGUGAAGGCCAGCGGGGUGGAGGCCAGCGGUGUGAAGGCCAGCGGUGUGAAAGCCAGCGGUGUGAAGGCCAGCGGUGUGGAGGCCAGCGGUGUGAAGGCCAGCGGUGUUGAGGCCAGCGGUGUUGAGGCCAGCGGUGUGAAGGCCAGCGGUGUGGAGGCCAGCGGUGUUGAGGCCAGCAGUGUGAAGGCCAGCGGUGUGAAGGCCAGCGGGGUGGAGGCCAACGGUGUGAAGGCCAGCGGUGUUGAGGCCAGCGGUGUUGAGGCCAGCGGUGUGAAGGCCAGCGGUGUGGAGGCCAGCGGUGUGAAGGCCAGCGGUGUGGAGGCCAGCGGUGUGGAGGCCAGCGGUGUGAAGGCCAGCGGGGUGAAGGCCAGCGGGGUGAAGGCCAGCGGGGUGAAGGCCAGCGGUGUGGAGGCCAGCGGUGUGAAGGCCAGCGGGGUGAAGGCCAGCGGGGUGAAGGCCAGCGGGGUGAAGGCCAGCGGUGUGAAGGCCAGCGGUGUGAAGGCCAGCGGUGUGAAGGCCAGCGGUGUGAAGGCCAGCGGUGUGGAGGCCAGCGGUGUGAAGGGUGUCUCGUCUUUAUAA